AUGCCUCCGAAUCAGGUGGUCCCCAAUAUUCAUCCAAUCGUCAACGGUGGUGUCGAAGAUGUAAUGCUUUCAAACCUCCUCGGGCUCAUCACUGCAAGACUUGCCGACGGAAACUGCGUGUCUCAUUUUACUCUCUCCCACUUUAUUCGGUUUCUGUUCUAUGCAGUUGUUUCUAUGACCUACCUUGAAUACCUCCUCUACCCACGAGUUGCUGUCGUUUGGCGGAACCGGCAUAUGCCAAGUUAUCACGGGCCGAGCCUCCCACAGCUAUUCCACCUUUUCCUGCUUGUUGUGCUCAAUUCUAUGGUACUCUUUGCGCUCAUAAUCCUCCUGGCCCGAACUCUCUGGUGCCUGGGCGGAAACACGACCACAAUCGAAGUGUGGGAGAUUGAAAGGCAUAAGACGCUUCUUCGGCGAGCCCGUGUGUUCGGGGGGUAUCUCGACGGCCCUGACGGUAUUAGGGUGCGGAUCCAGAAGCAGGAAUUCCCCUAUGAUAUUGGGAUUUGGGAAAAUAUAAAGUCGGGAAUGGGAGGAAGCGCCAACGUCAUUAGUUGGUUUUGGCCCUUUGCUUCAAAUCCACGUCGAGGUUCAGGGGUGGAAUUUGAAGUUAAUGGAUUUGAAGAAAGUACAUUGUCAUGGCCUCCCCCUGAUCCAGAUCGAAUGUAUAAGCUGAAGGCUCCAAACAACUCUGAAAAUGGGUUUACCUAUGAACAGCCGUAUCUUUCGCAAAAUGAAGAGAUUGAUGCUUUCAAGCGUCGCCAAAUGGAAGAUGCCAGACGCCGCCAGAUUGGGUCGACGAUUCAGCGUCGAAGGCCCUUUCACCAACGAUAUAUCCAAAACGUGGAGAUAUGGGAUUCUCCCGACUUGAGUGGAUCGGAAGCUGAGGCCGACUCCGAUAGUUGUGAAGAGGCGUGGAGAGACUCGGAAGGAAACAGGCUUCGGGAUUUUGGGAUUGACGAGGAAGUUGAAUUUUAUGACGAAGAUGAUAUCCCACUUGCUGCGCUUCUUCGGUUAAGGAAACACAGAGCAGAGGCUUAA
Messenger RNA from Paracoccidioides brasiliensis Pb18, 1038 nucleotides. RefSeq names its product palmitoyltransferase pfa4. The record is from RefSeq and is a predicted model, not a curated record. The coding region runs from base 1 to 1038 and encodes 345 amino acids. The transcript is spliced from 5 exons.